This is a messenger RNA of Pogona vitticeps (central bearded dragon), 1846 nucleotides long. RefSeq names its product WD repeat, sterile alpha motif and U-box domain containing 1 (gene WDSUB1). The record is from RefSeq and is a predicted model, not a curated record. Lineage: Eukaryota; Metazoa; Chordata; Lepidosauria; Squamata; Agamidae. Gene Ontology annotation, molecular function: ubiquitin-protein transferase activity; protein binding. Gene Ontology annotation, biological process: protein ubiquitination.
UUCAUGUCUCCCUCCGAAGCUGAAGGGAAGAGGCGGGGAAAAGACAUUGUCACGUGACUGAGACAGCCCGCUACCUUGUUUUGCUUCUGCCUGGCCUCUCAGAACGGGCGAGACGGGAAGUGACUGCGCCGCCGCAGGCAAAGACAAUUUUAUAUGACCAAAUGGUAAAACUAAUUUGCACUCUAGGAGACCACAGAGAUGAUGUCAACUGCUGUGCUUUCUCUUCUUCCUACUUGGCUACAUGUUCCCUAGACAAAACUGUCCGCCUGUACCAUUUAAGCGACUUUAAUGAACUUCCUUACUCACCAUUAAAAGGCCACACUUAUGCUGUUCAUUGCUGCUGCUUCUCUUCUUUGGGACAUAUUUUGGCCUCGUGUUCUACAGAUGGCAACACAAUUUUGUGGAAUACUGAAAAUGGGCUGAAACUGGCUGUGUUGGAGCACCCCUGUCGAAGUCCUGUAAGAAUAUGUCGGUUUUCUCCAGAUUCUACAUAUGUGGUUUCAGGAGCAGCUGAUGGAAGUGUAAAUGUUUGGAAUGUUCAGUCCUUCAAAGUGUGCCGAUCUGGUAGCGUUAAAGAUGGUUCUUUGGUAGCCUGUGCAUUUGCUCCUAAUGGAAGUUUCUUUGUGACUGGGUCAUCAUGUGGAGAUUUAACUGUUUGGGAUGACAAAAUGAGAUGCUUAUAUAAUGAGAAGGUUCAUGAUCUUGGAGUCACCUGCUGUGACUUUUCUUUGCAGCCACUUUCUGGUAAUGUGGAAGGUGUUAAAUAUAUCCAGAUGGCAUCUUGUGGUCAAGAUAGUACAAUUAAAAUAUGGCUGAUUUCCUUUGCUGAUCCCACAGGCUUUGAUAUGAAGUAUAAGUGUACAUUAAGUGGACAUGCUGCCCCAGUUCUGGCUUGUGCUUUUUCAUAUGAUGGGCAAACUUUAGUCUCUGGAUCUGUGGACAAAACUGUAAGGAUUUUUGAAACUAGAACUUGGAGCAUCCUACACACUUUGACUCAGCAUACCAGAUAUGUUACAACUUGUGCCUUUGCACCGGAUAUGCCAUUAUUUGCUACAGGUUCAAUGGAUAAAUGUGUGAACAUCUGGCAAUUGGAACCAAAUCAACAUUUCACAGGAAGUGCAUUAAGGGAGGAACCAAAGAUAUCUGUUGAUAACUGGUCAGAAGAAGAGGUUUCUGUUUGGCUGAGCAGACAUGGCUUACAAGAUCUAGUUGAGAUUUUCAAGAGACAUAACAUUGAUGGCAAAGAACUGCUGAGUCUUACAAAGGAAAGCCUCGUUGGUGACUUAAAAAUUGAAUCUCUAGGCAUUCGUGGUAAAGUAUUGCGCAAGAUUGAGGAGCUGAGGAUUGAGUCUGCAUGCCUGGGUAUCCCUGAUGAAUUCUUGUGUCCUAUAACACGAGAACUUAUGAAAGAGCCAGUAAUUGCUGCAGAUGGCUAUUCUUAUGAAAAAGAGGCAAUGGAAAACUGGAUCAUUAAAGAAAGGAGGACAAGUCCCAUGACAAAUCUACCUCUUCAGACUCUUAUACUUACCCCAAACAGAAGUCUGAAAAUGGCGAUUAAUCGUUGGUUAGAAACUCAGCCAAAAUAUAAUGAGAAGCAAUCACCGUGAAUAACAUUUUUUUUCAAAUUAAAGGAAAAGAAGUUGAAGUUGGGCACUGGAGAACCCACUCUGAAGAGUUUCCAGCUCUCCAAGCCCAUUUUAAAGGUGCACGAAGGGCUGCAUAAGGGAGAAGAAAAUGUGGUUUACAGCAAAAGAAGCAGGAUCAAACAUAAACUUGUCACUGAAUUCUGGCCAGUAGCUGCAAUCCUAUACAGGAUAAACCUGGAAAUAAAUUUCACUAAACUCAA